Molecule: messenger RNA, 1008 nt
Organism: Gongylonema pulchrum
Lineage: Eukaryota; Metazoa; Nematoda; Chromadorea; Rhabditida; Gongylonematidae
Source: the annotation of a GenBank genome assembly
AUGUUUUGCCGUGAUUACAACUUCGCCCAUAGGUGGGAUUAUGGUAUUGAAGGUGAAUUUGUAAGAUUUCUGACAUCUGAAUCUUCGAGAAGAUCAUUUUGGGUAAAUAUCCGUGUUUUUAACGCAAAAAGGAUAUGGACAAGUGGUAAAGAGCCUAUUGCAUGGGGCCUAGUUGAAAAUAUCCAGUUACCCGCUACAGGCGAAGAAGCAAUGGAGCGAAUACUGAAAUGUCGUGGUCGUGAUGCUUACGUUAUCUUGGGAUUGAGAGCCGAUUGCACCGACGAUGAUAUUAAGCGGUAUUUUAAAAGGCAGGCAGUCUUAGUGCAUCCUGACAAGAAUCCUCUAAUUGGAGCGGAUGAAUCCUUCAAAAUUCUAUCGAAGGCUUUUGAAGCGAUUGGUACGCCGGAUGCCCGAGCGAAAUACAAUAUGCAAAGGAGCCCACUGCAUAAGGAGAUGGAAGAAUUAUGGGAGCGUUUGCGCGAGAAAAUGAAUGAGGCCAGAAAUACAAUGUAUUGUGAUUGUGGCAUGAAACAUAGCCGAGUUCCAGUGGAAAGUAUUCGUCUAUCGGAAGCACGUUAUUGCAAAAAGUGCGAACUUCGGCAUCCUGCAAAGCAUCAUAAGGAGAUGGAAGAAUUAUGGGAGCGUUUGCGCGAGAAAAUGAAUGAGGCCAGAAAUACAAUGUAUUGUGAUUGUGGCAUGAAACAUAGCCGAGUUCCAGUGGAAAGUAUUCGUCUAUCGGAAGCACGUUAUUGCAAAAAGUGCGAACUUCGGCAUCCUGCGAAGCAUAAUGAUAUUUGGGCAGAAACUAGAUUUUUUGGCUUAUUUUGGGUCUAUUACACAUGCCAGUAUGGUACUGUUUAUGACAUAACGCAGUGGGCUAAGUGUCCGAAUGUUUCAAUAUGCCGAACUCCAUCGAUUGGAGCUAAAUUUACGAACAUUGGAGAGCUCUCGUUUUUAGUUCAGUUGGUGCGGGGUGUUAGAAACGAUACUGGGCUCGAUGAAGGUUGA